Messenger RNA from Aplysia californica (California sea hare), 3087 nucleotides. Its product is annotated as 2-aminoethylphosphonate--pyruvate transaminase. Lineage: Eukaryota; Metazoa; Mollusca; Gastropoda; Aplysiida; Aplysiidae. Gene Ontology annotation, molecular function: 2-aminoethylphosphonate:pyruvate transaminase activity. Bases 185 to 1561 code for a protein of 458 amino acids. The record is from RefSeq and is a predicted model, not a curated record. The transcript is spliced from 8 exons. Gene Ontology annotation, biological process: organic phosphonate catabolic process.
UUCCAGUUGUUGCCGAGUGACACACGACACUGUCUCACCCUACAGUCCCACUGGCCUACGUCAGAUUCCGACGAACCGACCACACGCACCUGUUUCCUCCUGCUGUUGCCUUCCUUCUUGAAUAUAAUUUUGUUGGUAGUGCAGGUCUUGUUUUGACAUAGAUCUAGUUUUCUAAUUGACGACCAUGGCACGAUACAUUGCAAGAGAGCAUUUACAAACACUUCAACAGUGUUUGUUCCGAGGUCCGGUGCAGUCUUUCAACCACCCGGUUCUUCGUUAUCAGAACCUUUUGUCGGCACUCUCCACAGGUUCCUGCGUAUACAGUCAGCAACGGCAACAGUCUUGUUGUUUCAGCUCUUCUUCAGUGCUCUCGCCCUGCCCUCGAUAUGGGAGGAACCAAAGAAGAGAGAUAUCUACAUCCUUGAAAGCCUGUAGCAUCAAAGAUAAGAAGCUGUUUACUCCUGGCCCUCUGGGUGUGACUCUCAGUGUCAAAGAAGCCAUGUUAAGAGACGUUGGUUCCAGAGACACAGAGUUCAUUGACACUGUUAAGUUCAUCCGAACAAAACUCUUGGACAUUGCAGGUGUUAAUAAUGGAGAGUUUUCCUGCAUCCCUAUUCAAGGCAGUGGUACAUUUGCCAUAGAUGCCUCAUUUCAAACUUUCCUACCCCGUGAAGGAGCAAAGGCUUUGAUCAUUGAGAACGGCGCUUACGGCAAAAGAAUGGCCAAGAUUUGCGAAUCUGCUGGCAUUUCUUGUGAUGUUCAGAGCUUCAGAGAAGAUCGAAGUGUUGAACCGGAAGUAGUGGAGGAUGCCCUGAGUGGACAGACCAAAUAUGACCUGGUGUCCAUUGUCCACUGCGAAACGAGCUCAGGGGUCUUUAACCCAGUUACAGCUGUCGGGAACCUGGUGCGGGAGAUCUCACCAGAAACGGUGUACAUGGUUGAUGCUAUCAGUGCAUUUGGGGCCAUCCCUCUGGAUAUAGAGGGAAGCAGUGUGGAUGUUAUGGUCAGCUCUGCCAACAAGUGCCUUCAGGGUGUACCAGGUUUUGCCUUUGUCAUAGCCCGCAAUAGUGUCCUAGACAAGUGUAAAGGCAACUCUCGCAGCCUGAGCUUGGACUUGUAUGACCAGGUCAAACAGUUGGAUCAGACCCAUCAAUUCAGAUUCACACCUGCCACACACUCCAUGCUGGCUUUCAGACAAGCACUCCUAGAGUUUGAGCAGGAAGGGGGCGUGACCGGGAGAGCCAAUAGGUACAAGGAAAACAGAGAGAUCCUGAGGAACGGCAUGACUGCGCUGGGCUUCCAGGAACUCCUGGCUGAAAACAUUGCUGGCUACAUCAUCACCUCCUACAUGUACCCUAAGGACCCAAACUUUGAUUUCAAGGAGUUCUACAACAGGCUGAAUGAAAAAAAUUUGGUGAUCUACCCUGGCAAAGUUCUAGAUGCGGAUUGCUUUAGAAUUGGGAGCAUUGGUGAUCUACAUAAAGAGGACAUGACUACGCUGCUUGCAGCCAUAAAGGAAGUGUGUGCAGAUAUGAACAUUUCUGUCCCAGUACAGAACUGACCAAGUCCCGUGACGAUAGUCUAAGCAUGUUCUUAUUUAUAAAAUUGGAUAAGUUUUGUUUGCACUGCGCAAUUUUUUCAACUAUAUAUAACAUCUUGCUUUGUGUGUAUGUGUUCUGUACACCGCACAAUAUUUUGUGCUGAGACUGAAAGAGUCUUCUUAUCUAUGAAUGAAGAAGAUAUUACUUCUUUUUAGUUUAAGGAGCCUGCCUGGUUUUAUGUGACAGGUUCUAUAUAUAAAUAUAUUUAAGCAUUUUUCUCUGCCUUUUCUUUAAUAGAUUGCACUGAUUUUUCUGUUGAUUUGAAUGUAACCCUGUUGUGAGCUGAGCCUCAUUUGCCUAAAUUUCUCAGUAUUGUCUUGUGUGUCAUAUAAUGGGUGGCUGGUUUGCUGGCCCCUGUCGUCUAGUGUAUUCUCCACAUCGACUUCCUCUCUUCUCGCCGCUUAUCAGUAGAGUUAAAAAAUCAGAGAUCAUAAAUCAAACCUCCACUUUGUUUUACAUUGUAACUUUUCAUAUUAUCUUGAAUACCGAUUAUUUUUAUCUUCUGUUGAUUGGAAUAUUUUGCUCAAUUGCUACUUUACGGGGGUCUUGCUUUCUGUGAGGUGUUUUUUUUCAAUGUGUAUCUUCAUGUGUUAAGUGUAUUGUGGUUAAGACGCGGAAGUGUAUUUUCAAUAUUUGAUGUCAAUGAAAUUUGCUCAUCAAAGUUUCAUCCUUGAGUUGUUAUUUGAGUAUAGUUGAUCACAUUUUUACAUGGCAUUAUGUGCCUAAUUCAAUCGACAUUGCCUUAACUUAUGCUUCGCUACUUCUCUAAAAAAUGGAUAUAUAUGUUUACAUGAAGACCGACCUGAUUGGAAUAUUUGCAUAUAAACUGUAUUGACCUAUUUUAUUAAAUUAGUGGUUAAUUUAUGAAAUACAAAAACACGCGUGGGAUACUCUUGACAUACAUGUUGUACUAAACUGAUGGUAAUUUCAUGCAAAAACCAAAACAUGUUUGGGGUCUGAUUCAGAGACUAGCCCAAACCGAGAGCCAGUGGUGAGCUUUGCUACUGACCUACAUACCACGAUCAUUUUGUGCAUGUGAGGAAUUUGCAAUCUGAACUACAAAAUGCUUCUGUUUUAGGCUUUUUGUGGGCAGGAUGUGGGUAUUUGGAUAUUUCCCCUGUUCUGAUUUUUUUUUAUAGUUUGGCUAAGAUUGCAGAAAUUUUCAAAAGUUAUUACAUGGUCUUGAGGUUACUGAAGAUAUAAAUUCAGUCUGGGUGUAGUUUUAUUUUUUAAAUUGUUUGUUCAACUUCAGCUUUAGUGUAAACAUGUUCAGAUUAUUGAAAAUUGUAUGAAUUAUCAGUCAGAAUUUCUCAUCUGUGAUGUUUUGUUUUGCAAUUCAUGUUAUAUCAUGAAGCUUUGUAUUAUACCGUAAGCUUGUUAAUAGCUUGUUGCUUGAUAGACUAUUGGGAUUUCAGCUUAUUUUUUAUUUAUUUUUUUUCCCAAAUUUAUUCUUAUGUCAUAAACUGAUGUAUUGCAUAUUGCCAAA